This is a messenger RNA of Mycotypha africana, 2325 nucleotides long. RefSeq names its product glycosyltransferase family 39 protein. The transcript is spliced from 7 exons. The record is from RefSeq and is a predicted model, not a curated record. Gene Ontology annotation, molecular function: dolichyl-phosphate-mannose-protein mannosyltransferase activity. Gene Ontology annotation, biological process: protein O-linked glycosylation via mannose. Bases 1 to 2325 code for a protein of 774 amino acids. NCBI's taxonomy places the organism in Eukaryota, Fungi, Mucoromycota, Mucoromycetes, Mucorales, Mycotyphaceae. Gene Ontology annotation, cellular component: endoplasmic reticulum; membrane.
AUGAAAGUAAAAGUCCCAAAAAAGGAUUACGAUUGCUUAGUCGUGCAAGUUGCAAUGACCGAACUUCGACAAAGACGUGUCGAAUCAGACAACAUGGCUGAGAAACCGUUAUCAGAUGUAGACUAUGAUGAUUCAAAAAAGUAUGGAAAGGAUUCUAUACCUGUUCAACGUUGUGCCGAAGGACACAAAAUAGCGGUUACUACUCUUACCAUUAUUUCAGUGUUCGUCACUUUUUAUAAAAUCUGGAGCCCCGCUGAAGUAGUAUUUGAUGAAGUUCACUUUGGCAAAUUUGCAGGUUAUUACCUGCAACGUACUUAUUAUUUCGACGUACACCCUCCAUUAGCUAAACUCAUGAUUGCAGGUGCUGGUUACCUCUUAGGCUACGACGGUUAUUAUGAUUUUGCUAAAAUUGGAGACAAAUACAUCGAUCAUCAGGUGCCUUAUAUUGGCUUACGUGCCUUACCAGCCUCUCUAAACGUCCUUAGCACCGCUGUCAUCUACGGUAUCAUGAAAGAAUCUGGUUACUCUUUGCCUAUCUGUGUGCUCAGUGCGGCCAUGUAUAUUUUUGACAACGCUAUGGUCACACAAAACCGUUUGAUCUUAUUAGAUAGUAUGCUAGUGUUUUUUAUGCUAGUGACAAUUUACUGCUAUAUCCGCUUCAGAAAGUUAAGACAUCAAUCAUUCUCAGUAAGUUGGUGGGUAUGGUUAAUCGCUACAGGCAUUUUUAUGGCUUGCACUGUCAGUGUUAAAAUGGUAGGCCUUUUCUUGGUUGGAAUGAUUGGUCUUUCAGUUGUUUAUGAUCUAUGGAUGCUUUUAGAUAUAAAGCAUGGUCUUUCUAUGAACCAAUUCAUGAAGCACUUCUACGCUCGAGCUAUUGGUUUAAUUGCCGUUCCUACUGUUGUGUAUCUUUUUUGGUUCUAUGUCCAUUUCGCAAUCCUUAACAAAUCUGGCCCUGGUGACUCAUUUAUGACGAAUCGCUUUCAAGAUACGUUGAAAAACAAUCCCUUAAAGAUGAAUGCUUUAGAGGUUUACUACGGUGAUGAGAUCACAAUCAAGCAUAAAGAUACGCAAGCCUUCCUUCAUUCUCACGAUCUCCAUUAUCCGCUUCGUUAUGAAGAUGGACGCAUCAGUAGUAAAGGUCAGCAAGUUACCGCUGUCAAAGAAGUCGAUGAGAACUGUUACUGGCGUAUCAAACCUGCCAUUCCUAUUGAUGACGAUGACGAAGAAUACGACGAAAAUGAGCCCCGUCGUGUAAAAAAUGGCGACAUCAUCCAAUUAGAGCACGUUGUCACUGGUACCAAUCUUCUUACUCACGAUGUUGCGUCACCUUAUAUGCCUACUAAUGAAGAGGUUACUACCGUCCCUCUCGAUACCCGGUAUUCUGAAACUCUCUUCAAGAUUAUUUUUGAAAAUAAGAAUCAGGACUUUUUGGAAACACAUAUGACAGACUUCCGACUGAUCCAUGAAGAUACCCGAGUAGCCAUCUGGACUCACAAUAAGAAGCUACCUGAAUGGGGUUUGCGACACUUAGAGGUCAAUGGUAAUAAAAAUGCUGUGGACAAGACCAACUAUUGGAGUGCCAUGGAAAUCAAGGGGAAGAAUGCUACGGAGCUCAAUGCUGAAAAGAAUGCAAAGAAAUUAGGUCAUAUGCCGUUUAUCUCUAAAUUCAUUGAGUUGCAAAGCCGCAUGAUCUCUCACAAUGCAGGUCUCACGAAAUCUCAUCCUUAUCAAUCUACGCCUAUUACUUGGCCCUUCAUGAUCCGUGGUGUAUCUUAUUGGUCCAACGAAGAUACUCGUUCUCAAAUCUAUUUGACAGGUAAUUUGUUCGGUUGGUACUUGUCUGUUGGCGGUAUUGCCGUGUUCGCAGGUAUAAUGUUAGCAGAUGUCCUCGCUCGUCGUCGUGGCAUUGAGCCUAUCGAAGAACCUGUGCGCCACCGUGUGCUACAAAGUGCUGGUUUUUUCUUCCUUGGUUGGGCUUUGCAUUAUUUCCCCUUCUUCAACAUGGGACGUUCUCUCUUUCUACAUCAUUAUUUACCAGCUGCUACCAUCAAUUACUUAUUAUUAGGUGCAAUGUACCAAUUUAUAUUUAUAGACGGCAUCGAUUCCCCCGUCUCUUUUCUGAGUCGCCAGAGUAAAUUGACAAGACAGACCAGUAUGAAGGCUGAGAUGUCAUGGAAAGUGUACGCAGCUGUUGCAAUCACAGUUGGCUUACAAAUUGCUAUGUUUGUCUACUUGGCUCCUUUGACGUAUGGUUUCCCUAUGACCAUCGAAGAAGUACGAAAUCAUCAAUUAUUAAGCGGCUGGAAACUUCAACAUGCCAAAUAA